UAAAUAUUUCUUUCUUUCACCCGCGUGCCUUUCGCGGCACAAUCGUCAAUGACCAAAAUGUCAAUCCAAGAUUUGGACACAGGCGAUGAUGCGCCAAAGUCGCAGGGACUGACUACAUCAGAUCUACCGGGUGGAGAGACCCAGACUGCUGCUAGUCAAGAAGCCUCCGAGGAUCAAUCAGCGCCCGCAUCACAGAGCAGCGUCUCUAAUGCAAAGCUGUGCGGUGUCUGCAACGAGAAUGCAUCGAAAUACAAAUGCACGCGCUGCUAUCUUCCAUACUGUUCAAUCGCAUGCUCAAACCUUCACAAAGCCACUCACCCCGCCGUCGAGCCAACUCAGCCAGUGCAGCGACAAGAGAUAACACAGCCUCAAGCAAAUGCGGUUCAGCCUCAUACAAAUGGAACUGCCCCUCGGCCGGGUACCGUUGCAGCUGCUGGUUAUAAGGGUCCUUUCUCGGCUUUGGACGAUUCAAAAGAGUUACAGAUGCUUUUCAAAAUGUACCCGCGUCUUGCCUCACAGCUAGAAGAGAUCAAUGCUGCCACCCUCCCUCCUACACCAGGGCAGGAGAACGAUGCACACUCGCAAUACCCUAAUGGAGGAAGCAAGGGGUUCCGAAGAUCUGGAAAGGAACAACCUUGGAACCCGGAUCGAGGACUUGAGAAUGGAGUUCGAGCACUAUGUCGCGCUCGGGAAGCAUACGGAAAGGACGGAGAAGGGGUGAGGGAAUACUCGAAACUCAUCUUGCAGAUCGUCGCCGGGGAAGAGGGUAUUGAUACGAUCCGAAAGGAAAUGGAAGAGGAGAAUGUGAGGAUUAUUUCACAGUUGCUGAACGGCGAGACGUGAACUGCCGGAUGGGCUCUAGGGGCUAGCAUGUGAAUUAUCUCCAGCAAUAUUGGGAAGAUUGCGGAACACAGGAUAACGACG
This is a messenger RNA of Amorphotheca resinae ATCC 22711, 924 nucleotides long. RefSeq lists its product as hypothetical. Lineage: Eukaryota; Fungi; Ascomycota; Leotiomycetes; Helotiales; Amorphothecaceae. The record is from RefSeq and is a predicted model, not a curated record. Gene Ontology annotation, biological process: box C/D snoRNP assembly; maturation of LSU-rRNA from tricistronic rRNA transcript (SSU-rRNA, 5.8S rRNA, LSU-rRNA); snoRNA localization. The transcript is spliced from 2 exons. The coding region runs from base 49 to 843 and encodes 264 amino acids. Gene Ontology annotation, cellular component: nucleus; pre-snoRNP complex.